AUGCAAGACACGAUAAUACCGCCACCUUUGCGGAUCGCCGACCUCGCCUUCACGUCCUUCACGACCUCCCAUGUCCUACUGACGCUCUGCCAACUGAGCAUCCCAGACUUCCUGGCCACCGGGCCUCAGACAGCCUUGGCCCUCAGCCAAAAGUUGGGCACGGACCCGGACCGCCUGUUCCGGCUGCUGCGAUUCGCGGGGGUGCACGGGUUACUAACCAUGCGCAGCGCGGGCGGGAAAAAAGGUUCUUGGACGCCGGAGGGAACGCUGUUCAAGAACAACGCGCUCAGCUCCAUGCUGUGCGACGACCACCCGCAGAGCCAGCGCCACAUGGUGCUGUGCCUGCUGGGCAAGGACAGGCUGGCGGCGGCCUGGGAUGAGCUGGAAUGGGCGGUGCGUACAGAGGGCGGAGAUGCAAUGAAACGCGCGUAUGGGCGAGGAGUCUGGGAGCAUCUUGAAAAGAGCGACGGCCUCGAGGAUCUUUUCUCGCGCGCCAUGGCCGACCUGGACCAUUCCUGUGCAACCACCGUGUUGAAAGACUACGACUGGCGCCGAUUUGACCGGUACAUUGACAUCGGGGGAGCAUAUGGGUCAUUCCUUGCGAGCCUCUUGGGCCGCCACCCUGCGGCCAAGGGAGUGCUCUUUGACCAGCUGCAGGUGGUUGAGAGAGCAGAGGGCGACUGGCUGCGUCACCCAGAGCGGAAGCUGCUGGCAGACAGGACAGCCUUCACCAGCGGGGACUUCUUCAAGCCAGAGACGCUGCCGCGUGCGGAGGGCCCUGGGGAUGUGUACGUGCUGCGCCAAGUCUGCCACGACUGGAGCGACGAUGACACGCUGGCGAUUCUGCGGAGCGUGCGAAGCGCGAUGGGAUCACACCAGUGCACGCUGGCACUCGUCGAGGCGGUGAUCAAGCCGACGCAGCAGGCGACGGCGGACCCGUACAAUCGCGCGCGGGCAGCCAGCGACCUGCACAUGAUGCUCAUGUUCGGCUCCCGCGAGCGCGACGCCGAGCAGUGGCGUUCCCUGCUGGCCGCCGCCGGCUUCUCUCUCGGCCGCAUUGUCCCGACCCGCUCCAUGUUCUCGAUUGUCGAGGCCACCCCCGUGCCAGUGACUGUGUAG
Molecule: messenger RNA, 1119 nt
Organism: Coccomyxa subellipsoidea C-169
Lineage: Eukaryota; Viridiplantae; Chlorophyta; Trebouxiophyceae; Coccomyxaceae
Product: S-adenosyl-L-methionine-dependent methyltransferase
Exons: 7
Coding region: 1-1119 (372 amino acids)
Molecular function (GO): O-methyltransferase activity
Source: RefSeq, a predicted model, not a curated record